CAGUCAGCAAAGCCUGGGAGAGCUCCAGCUCCUCCCUCCCUGCUCUGCUCAGCUUCACUCUCCUCCUCCGCUCCCUCAGAGCGCCCUGUGCCCUGGCAGUGCCACCCAGCCCUGGCAUCCUGAGGUCCUCCCAUGGUGAGGACCUGAGUGAACCAGAGGGGGUGGAAGAAGGAGGGAGGAAAGAGCAAACAUUGUGCCCUGAAGACGCUGGAUGCUAAAGCUGGAUUCGCUGUUCCUGGUACUCCCUGGGUGCAUCCCUUUCUCAGGGUCCACCUGGACAGGCUGCAAGUUCCAGAGGCACGCAAGGUGGGUGCUCUGUCUUCUGGGUGCUGACAGCACAGCCUGCCUUCCCUCUGCCACUAUGAGCGGCUGCUCCAAAAGAUGCAAGCUUGGGUUCGUGAAAUUUGCCCAGACCAUCUUUAAGCUCAUCACCGGGACCCUCAGUAAAGAUAAGAUUGAAGAUGAGUUGGAGAUGACCAUGGUCUGUCACCGGCCAGAGGGGCUGGAGCAGCUUGAGGCUCAGACCAAUUUCACCAAGCGGGAGCUGCAAGUCCUAUAUCGAGGCUUCAAAAAUGAGUGCCCCAGCGGUGUGGUCAAUGAAGAAACAUUCAAGCAAAUCUAUGCUCAGUUCUUCCCUCAUGGAGAUGCCAGCACAUAUGCCCAUUACCUCUUCCACGCCUUCGACACCACCCAGACAGGCUCUGUGAAGUUUGAGGACUUUGUAACUGCUCUGUCGAUUUUACUGAGAGGAACCGUCCAUGAGAAACUAAGGUGGACGUUUAAUUUGUAUGACAUCAAUAAAGAUGGUUACAUAAACAAAGAGGAGAUGAUGGACAUAGUCAAAGCCAUCUAUGACAUGAUGGGGAAAUACACGUAUCCCGUGCUCAAAGAGGAUACCCCCCGACAGCACGUGGAUGUCUUCUUCCAGAAAAUGGACAAAAAUAAAGAUGGCAUCGUGACUUUAGAUGAAUUUCUUGAAUCCUGUCAGGAGGAUGACAACAUCAUACGGUCCCUCCAGCUGUUCCAAAAUGUCAUGUAAUUUGGAGACAGCUCUCAGAGACGUUGUACUAAGCCACACCUUAACACCUUGAUCUGCCCUUGUUCCGAUUUUACACACUGAGUCUUGGGACAGACACACCUUUUACACUUUGGAAGAAUUCCCUGCUGAGGACUUUCUGUGGGACCAGCAUCACACAACUCGGUCUCUGAGCUCCAACUCUUCCACCUCCCUCUUCAUGAGAGAGAUGAGAUAAACCUGGGUUUGUUCCGGAAGCACGCUCAUUUCUUCACACUCCUGCCUGUGGAAGGUCCCGCUGCUUGAGCUUCAUCAGUAGUGCACUUUUCUGCUUGCGUGCCCCGCCCACUGCCUCCGCAUCCAGCAGACCUUGAUGCAUCUGGAAGUAAGAUGACCUGAACCAAACGCACUCCAUCCUCUGAUGGCCUCCCAAGCCAAUGUGCCUGUUUCCCUUCCUAGGGGGAAGAAUGAGCAUUACACAGCAGUGGCCUGUCAUAUAACUAGAUUGGGAGAGCCAACACCUCACAUAAGUACACUAGGACUGAACUAUUAAGCAUGGCAUUGAUGACCCAGACUGCCCACUGUCCUUUGUUUCCAGAGGCAAGACCAGAAUUUCUCUCUCAAACUAGCACCUGAGCUGGUAGGACAAGUCCCUUCACACGCCCAGGAAGAGAGCUAAUGCGUGGUCCCUGCCUCCACUCCAUCUCCCACUAGAGCCCUGCACUGCAUGUCCCUCCCAGACAGCCCAGAAUGUCUGCAAAUUGCUGUAAUUUUAUACCAUGUUCUAAUCAAUAAAACAAAACUAUU
Messenger RNA from Condylura cristata (star-nosed mole), 1822 nucleotides. RefSeq names its product Kv channel interacting protein 1 (gene KCNIP1). Gene Ontology annotation, biological process: regulation of potassium ion transmembrane transport. The record is from RefSeq and is a predicted model, not a curated record. NCBI's taxonomy places the organism in Eukaryota, Metazoa, Chordata, Mammalia, Eulipotyphla, Talpidae. Gene Ontology annotation, cellular component: voltage-gated potassium channel complex. Bases 212 to 1039 code for a protein of 275 amino acids. The transcript has 8 exons. Gene Ontology annotation, molecular function: calcium ion binding; transmembrane transporter binding; potassium channel regulator activity.